Scedosporium apiospermum is the source of this 1290-nucleotide messenger RNA. RefSeq lists its product as uncharacterized. Bases 1 to 1290 code for a protein of 429 amino acids. The transcript has 4 exons. Gene Ontology annotation, molecular function: protein binding. The record is from RefSeq and is a predicted model, not a curated record. Lineage: Eukaryota; Fungi; Ascomycota; Sordariomycetes; Microascales; Microascaceae.
AUGCGGCCUCCAAACCAUUUAACCUCGCCCAUUGGCAUCGCGUCCCUGACAUGUCUCGCCUUGGCGAGUGCUUCCUCCGCCAACGCCGACGCCAACGCCAGCUUCAACAUUAACACCGCGAUAUCAGACACUUGCCCGCCAAAGGACACCUCCACACUCAUACUCCCUCCCCCCUCACACAUCUCAUGCCCACCCAUCACUAGCAACAGCUCCCCGCCUCAUCUCUUCUCUCCCUUCACCCAUCCGCCCAUAUGUACCGACCAACGCACGCCCGAGACCUACUGCAUCUUCACCUCCAGCCACAUCGGCCACCACGGCCUCAGCCUCAUCACCACUCCCUUCCUCGCCGCCACUCUCUCCCCCCUCCUCCAUUCCCUCUAUGACUCCCCAUUCCCCUCCCACCCCACCGUCCGCAAGCCCAAUCUCUUCCCCUUACCCUGCGAGAUCGCCCGCAUCCCCGGAAAAGGCUACGGCGUAGUCGCUACCCGCCGCAUAUCCGCCGGCGACACCUUCCUCGUGGACUACGCCUCGCUCGUCCUGCACGCGGGCUAUCCUAGGGCCACGACGGAUAAGGAACGUGUGGGACUGCUGAAGGAGGCCGUCGAUAGGCUUGUUGAACCCGGACCGAGGGCCGUGAGGGCGCUGGCGAGGAGUGGGCUUUCGAAGGAUUUGCUUGAGGAUGUGGUGCAGACGAAUGUGUUUACGAGGGAGUAUGGGGAUGGGGACGACCAGCAUCAUGUCUUAUACCCCAUCGUCUCCCGAAUAAACCAUUCCUGUAAACCAAACUCUUUCCUCCGCUACUCAUCCCACGGCCUCACAGUCGGCAUCGCCGCCUUCCACGACAUCCAACCAGAUAUCAACCCUCUCGACACUCAUAAAGGCCGCCAAAACCGCCUCAAAUCAAACUGGGGCUUCACCUGCAAGUGCGCCCUCUGCACCUCCCCGACGCGCAUCUCCACCUCCGACGCGGCCCGCGCCAAAAUCCACUACUUCCGCAACGCCGCCACCAAAGCCAUCACGGCCCACGACCUCGACAUUGGCAUCUCUCACCUCAGGGAGCUCGUCGAGACCAUCAAGAAGGAGGACAUGCCUUCGUUGCUGGCGGAUCCCUAUGAGGCCCUCAUGACGGUGCACUGGGUUCUGGGGGAGGAGGAUGACGCUGUGAGGUAUUUGACUUUGAAGCUCGAUGUCAUGGAUGAGUAUGGGAGGUUGGAGGUCCCGGAUAGGGAGGCGGAGGUUAGGGAGACGAUUGAAAGGCUGGGGCCUUUGGGGGCGAGGAAGAGAACGUAA